This is a messenger RNA of Acipenser ruthenus (sterlet), 4625 nucleotides long. RefSeq names its product E3 ubiquitin-protein ligase RNF6-like. Lineage: Eukaryota; Metazoa; Chordata; Actinopteri; Acipenseriformes; Acipenseridae. The transcript is spliced from 4 exons. Gene Ontology annotation, biological process: positive regulation of DNA-templated transcription; protein ubiquitination; ubiquitin-dependent protein catabolic process. The coding region runs from base 236 to 2380 and encodes 714 amino acids. Gene Ontology annotation, molecular function: ubiquitin protein ligase activity. The record is from RefSeq and is a predicted model, not a curated record. Gene Ontology annotation, cellular component: nucleoplasm; cytoplasm.
CUAUAAGAUUAUUAUGUAUCUGUGAUUAAAUGCUGAAUACAUGUUAUGACGGCAGGUCCCAUGUCCAUGAAGAAUCUGUAGUUUUUAGAGUGGGAACUCUUGUACUUCGCACCGCGUUGGGAGGCAGGACAGUGAUUACUGUAGCACAGUGUUCCCAUCUUAUUUCCAGACACCAGACGGGAGAGGUGUCACCCAUAGCGACUGCUGUUUCAGCAGGAAGAGUUUCCCUUGCACCAUGGACCCUCCCAGCUCUGGCCCGGAGCGAGGCCAGGCUCCCAGCCAGGAGCGCAGCCACAGCGAGGAUGAGCGGCGGAGACAGCAGGAGCGGCUCAACAGGGAGGAGGCCUACUACCAGUUCAUCAAUGAGCUGAGCGAGGAGGACUACCGGCUCAUGAGGGACAGCAACCUCCUCGGCACCCCAGGAGAAAUCACUGCUCAGGAACUACGGCAGCGCUUGGAUGGUGCCAAAGAGCGUCUGUCAUCUCAGCCAAGAGCAGAAAACAGUGAAGCUGUCCAACAGGAUAUUAACAGAGGUUCUGAGGCCUCCGGGGAGAGCUCUAACGGGGAUUCUCUGCUGCAGUGGCUCAACACGUUCCGCCGCACAGGCAAUGCCACGCGGAGUGGGCAGAGCGGCAACCAGACCUGGCGAGCCGUGAGCCGGACCAAUCCCAACAGUGGGGAGUUCCGCUUCAGCCUGGAGAUCAACAUCAACCACGACCAGCACGAGCACAGCUACGACUCCGGCAGCGAGCAGCCCGCCGACACCUCCAUCCUGCCCGGCGCCACCGAGAGCGGGAGGCUGCAGAGAUCCACGAGCACCACGGCCAGGCGCACCAGGAACAGCACCACCAGGCUAGACCCCAGCCGCCAAGCAGCCAGGUCGGCAGGCAGGACGAGGAACACGCAGAGGACUGACAUCACUGAGCCGUCAUCAGCGGCCGCCCAGAGGAGGCUGAGAAGCAGCACGGGCAGGAGAGCCCUAAGAAGGCUGAGAAGUGCCUUGCAACAGAGACCGUUGGGCAGGACUGCCGAGCAGAGGCCAGAGAGAGGGCAGGAAUGCCCCAGGGUUGUCCGGGAAAGUGGAGGCCAGGUGGGUGCCUCUCAGUCUUCGGAGCCCAGGAGUAGCAGGACUAGGACCAGAAUAAACCUAAGGACAGGCGAAGAUAGUGACCCCCAGGGCAGGCGGUCCCGGAGCUCUACGAGCAGGAGAAGUCGCUCACCCCUGCGUCGGUCUAGCACGGCUUCAGCUGCCUCUGCCUCUUCGUCUGCCUCUGCCUCUGCAGCCCAGUUGGAAGAAAGUCUGGACACGUCUGCAGAGCAGAGGCCUAGCAGAGUGAGCGGGAGAGAAGCGGUGAGAAUGGCUGCCUCAGCUAGUGAGGAUGGGCAGCUGGAAAGUGGGAGCCCUUCUGUGGAGCCGCCUUCUGUGGAGCCACCUUCUCUAGGAGCAGCCCCAGAGGGUGUGGUGGAGGAGGCUGAGUCCAACAGCUCCUCUUCAGCCAGUGUAAGGAGACACCCGACCAUCAUGCUGGACCUCCAGGUGAGGAGGAUCCGCCCUGGCGAGAACCGAGACCGGGACAGCAUUGCUAGUCGGACGCGUUCCCGGGUCCGCAUGGCAGAAAACACAGUGACGUUCGAGAGUGACAGCGGCGGCUUCCGACGCACUAUAUCCCGCUCAGAACGGGCGGGGAUACGGACCUACGUCAGCACCAUCCGGAUCCCCCUGCGGCGCAUCUCGGAGACCGGCCUGGGGGAGCCCUCGUCCGUGGCUCUCCGGUCGAUCCUGCGGCAAAUCAUGACCGGCUUCGGGGAGCUGAGUUCCCUGAUGGAGACCGAGGCAGACUCGGAGGGGAACCCAGGUGGCCGUUCUGUAGACAACGGCUCCACCACAAAUUCCUUUCAAAUUCACACCAAUGACAGCAACGCGUCCAGCGUGUCAUUAGCAAGCAGACAACCUGAAGCUGAACCCGCCGCGCCCCUGGGGGUCAGUGCUGGGACCCAGCCGUUGGGGCCGGGCUCAGGAAGCAGGGAGGGCAGGCAGUCCAGCAGAGACACCAACAACCUGGUUGAAAACGGCACGCUGCCCAUCCUCCGCCUGGCGCACUUCUUUCUGCUAAACGAUGACGAGGAUGAUGAGCACCCCAGGGGGUUAACCAAAGAGCAGAUCGACAAUCUGUUGACCCGGAACUAUGGCGAAGGCAACCUGGAGGCAGAACUCAGUAAAACCUGCAGCGUUUGCAUCAACGAGUACGCAGCGGGGAACAAGCUGAGGAGACUGCCCUGCUCCCACGAGUUUCACAUCCACUGUAUCGACCGCUGGCUGUCAGAGAACUCCACCUGUCCCAUUUGCCGGCAGCCUGUCCUCGAUACCCGUCAGAAUUGACAGGCAAACGCAACAGACCAUUUCUCAGAAGAUGGAAGCUUUUGUAAAUACUGCAUUCAUGUUUUAAAUAUUAAAAACCCAUUGUAAUGAGCGGACGGUAGAACCUAAAGGGGAAAAAAAAAAAAAAAAAAAAAAGUAAAGCUAUAUUUUUGUAGACUUCAUUUUUUUUUUUUUUUUGCUUUGUUUUUUUUAAGUUAAGCACUUUCUUAGCAUCAAUGUACUGAAAACAAACUUAAAUAAAAUCAUGCGUUCUCACAGUAACGAUGAAUCCUUUCUGAAGGAGUCGCUUGCACAUGGGGAAACUGUUCUUCAAAAGAUAUACAAUGUUAAGAAAUUAAGAUAACUUGCUGGUUUUUAAGUUUAAACCUUCUUACAGUAGCACUGUGAGGAAGGCCCAUUUUUUUUUUGUGGGGGGGGGGUGGGGUCAGGGUAUAAAAUACUAAUCUUUUUGUGGUAUGGGUACAAAUGUUAAUACUAGUCAUAAAACAUGGUUUGCAGUUUGUUUUAAAUCAACCUUUGUUAGCACGACAUGGAGCUGACUUGUAAAGGAUUUGAAUUUUUCAGCUCAAUGCGUCCGAGUUUUGCUAACAAGGUUACCAAAAAACCAUGAUUGCUUUACGGCUGCUUUUUAUGAAUGUUGUAUAGUACCUGUUACUUUUAACCAAAUGAUUUCCACUGUACGUCGCUCUCUUGGGGGAGGGGAGACACCUCUGUAAACAAAACACAGCAUGACCUGCCGUUUGUUGAUUUAUCUACAGUACAGCAUUCGGUAAAACACUGCAGUGUCCAACUUCUCUUACAGACUUGUUUAGAAUAGCUACGCCAGUACUGCAGGUGCUAGAAUAUAUAAUUUCUCUGAUAAAUGUUUACUGAACAAUAAUGAUCUAGAAUUGUUUUAAUAUAGGAGGUAUUUAAAGGUAUUUGUCUGUUUCACUUCACUUUCCACAACUGAAGUACCGUGUAUUUCACUGGAACGUAUUGAAUACACAUGAAAAGCCCUUUCAAAGACUGUUUAAACAUGAAUAACUAGUUACUAUUGUGUAAUUUACUGUGGCUUUUAGUUCACUGUUCUGAUUUCAACACAGCUUUGUUACCAUCAUUGUUCAUGAAAGAUUUUGAUUGUCAUCCAUAGCUCAAUAGUGCUGAAUUUAGAAUACUGAAAUAAACAUAAGUAAUGACAAACAUUUCAACUAGAAGUCUUUCUCAGUGUCUUGAAUGUUCAAAACAUUGUGAAACACUUCUAGUCUAAACAUUUGUCAUGACUUAAGUUUCUUGCAGUAUUUCUGAAGGUUGGGAAAAGGGUCAUAGGUGUACCUUGACUGAGCCAAGCCUAUUCAGUCUUUGCAGGUCAGCACAGUGUGACUGACUGGUGGGAAUAGUAACAAGAGUAUCAAUUUCACACUGGGACCACAAGAGGGCAGUCUUGUAGUAAUGGCACUGUCGGUAGAGUAGACCUGCCUGAUUAAUACAUUAUUUCACACACAGAAUAAACAGAAUGGUUUAUUAAAGCUUUAGGUCUGGGUUUUUAAAAAUGUUUUAAACAUGCUUGCAUUACAGGGCAUAUUUUACUGUUUUAUUGUUGCUCCAAGUGAGAUAAUAAACCGAUCAGACAUUGUGGAAAAGAAUGUGAAGAAGUGUUCUAGAAUUGUAAAUGAGUUGUUUUUAUUAUUUUAAUUUGCUGUGCUCUGUCUUUCAUGGACAAUGGAUUUAGUUUUGUUCAAUCUUCAACUUUAAAUUUACAGCCAUGCUGGGAUCAACAUGAAGUAAUUUAAAAUAACAUUUAUUGAAGUGUUAAAAAAAUGAAUAAUUUGUUUUGAAUGUCUACCUUUUAAACUCUUAUGUAAAUGGGGAUAUUCCUGGAGAGUAAUAUGUUGUGAUAUUUCAAAACUUAUGAAUAUGUAUCCAUUGCUAACUGAAUUAGAUAAACAUGGGUUUUCUAUGUAAACUGUGUUCUUUUAUUGAUAGCCAUUUGUUCUUUCAAAAUCUGAAGUACGUGCUUACUUGACUGCCUGUCGUACUGUAGCUGUCUGCACGGAUUUUAUUUCAGAAUUAAUCCAAUACAAUAGCACUUGCUUUUUUCACUCUUUACUGCCUUCAUGCACAUUUGAUGUCCCAUGCUUGUCAUUAAGAGAUAUUAUUAGAAGUCAUUUCAAACAAACAAAAAAAGUUUUAAUUGUCUAAGUUACAGAUGCCAUUAUUGUGACUGUGUUGAUUUCAUUAUGGAAAUACAAGUGUUCCUCUGAAA